Molecule: messenger RNA, 789 nt
Organism: Python bivittatus (Burmese python)
Lineage: Eukaryota; Metazoa; Chordata; Lepidosauria; Squamata; Pythonidae
Gene: ZIC5
Product: Zic family zinc finger 5
Biological process (GO): regulation of transcription by RNA polymerase II
Cellular component (GO): nucleus
Molecular function (GO): RNA polymerase II cis-regulatory region sequence-specific DNA binding; DNA-binding transcription factor activity, RNA polymerase II-specific
Source: RefSeq, a predicted model, not a curated record
CGCUACAUGCGGCAGCCCAUUAAGCAGGAACUGAUCUGCAAGUGGCUCGAGGGCGAGGCGGGCGGCGGCACGCCACCCUGCUCCAAGACCUACAGCACCAUGCACGAGCUGGUCAACCACGUCACGGUGGAGCACGUCGGGGGGCCUGAGCAGAGCAGCCACGUGUGUCUCUGGGAGGAGUGUCCCCGCCAAGGGAAGCCCUUCAAGGCCAAGUACAAGCUCAUCAACCACAUCCGCGUGCACACGGGCGAGAAGCCUUUCCCCUGCCCCUUCCCCGGAUGCGGCAAGGUCUUCGCCCGGUCCGAGAACCUCAAGAUCCACAAGCGGACUCAUACAGGGGAGAAGCCUUUUAAAUGCGAGUUUGAUGGCUGCGACAGGAAGUUUGCCAAUAGCAGUGACAGAAAGAAACACUCCCAUGUCCACACCAGUGACAAGCCAUAUUUCUGCAAAGUCAGAGGCUGUGACAAGUCCUACACACACCCAAGCUCUUUGCGAAAACACAUGAAGAUCCAUUGCAAAUCCCCACCACCUUCUCCUACCCCAGGAUCUCACGGGUACCAGCCUGUGGGGACACCCCUGGGUGCUCCUCUGUCCCCACUUCAGGACUCAGGAAGGGGUCAGCCUGCCAACCUUUCUCCUCAGGUCACCAAUCUCAAUGAAUGGUACGUUUGCCAGGCCAGUGGGGCAGCCAACCACCUCCAUACCCCAUCCAGUAAUGCCACAUCUUCUGAGGAGGAAGAGGAGGAGGAAGAGACUUACAGGAACUCUGAGACAAGAACUAUUCAUUAG